Diplodia corticola is the source of this 1692-nucleotide messenger RNA. Its product is annotated as 4-coumarate-ligase. Gene Ontology annotation, molecular function: CoA-ligase activity. Lineage: Eukaryota; Fungi; Ascomycota; Dothideomycetes; Botryosphaeriales; Botryosphaeriaceae. The transcript is spliced from 4 exons. The coding region runs from base 1 to 1692 and encodes 563 amino acids. Gene Ontology annotation, biological process: secondary metabolic process. The record is from RefSeq and is a predicted model, not a curated record.
AUGCCACAAGAGUCUCCUUUUGAUAUUGACAUUCCUGCCUGCAAUAUCCUAGACUACCUUUUCCCAACCGAAUCCGAGCCCUCGGAUGAACCAAUCUGGAUCGAUGCCGACAACACAGAACGAAACCUGUCCCCCAAACACCUACUAUUAUGGGCAAAGCGGUUGGGCUUAGGACUGCAGCAGUUGGGACUGGACCGCGGGGACGUGGUCAUGGUAUACUCGUCCAACCAUCUAUUCGUUCCAGUUGCAUACUGCGGUAUUGCUGGUGCUGGGUAUAUCUUUAGUGGAUGCAAUCCAGCAUACGGCGUCGAAGAAACCGUUUACCAAAUCGAGAACACCGGGGCAAAAGCUAUCUUCGUGGACCCAGCCCUUGUCGCAACUCUCCUGAAAGCCGCAUCCAAUACCAACUUCCCUCACAACCGCAUCUUUCUCUUUUCCGAUACCGAAUGCUCCCCACAGCGGUCCCUCUCCGACUGGCGCUCCAUCCUGGCACCUCCCUCCCUCGCCUCAACCUGGCGCUGGCCAUCCCUCUCCCCGCAACUCGCGCGCACCACAACCGCCGUCCUCAACUACUCCAGCGGCACGACCGGUCUCCCCAAAGGCGUGAUGAUAACGCACCAGAACAUCAUCGCCAACACGGCGCAAUCCCUCUACAUGCGCGACCUCGAACAACCCUACACCCCAUCCACCCGGCCCCCGGAGCGCUGGCUCGGCUUCCUCCCCCUCUACCACGCCUACGGCCAACUCUGGUCCAUCAGCGCCGCCGCCAAAUCCCUCACCCCCACCUACAUCAUGCGCGCCUCGCCCUUCUCCUUCCCCGCCUUCCUCCGCCACAUCUCCACGCACCGCAUCACCCACCUGCAAACCGCGCCGCCCGUCGUCGUCAUGCUCGCCAAGCGGCUAGAGACGAUGCGCGACGCCGACACCGACAUCCGCAGCCUGCGCAACAUCCUCUGCGGCGCGGCGCCGCUGUCCGCCGAGCUGCAGAACGAGGUCGCCGACCGCUUCGGCGUGCGCGUCGUGCAGACGUGGGGCAUGACGGAGCUGACGUGCUCGGCCAUGCACGUGCCGGGCGGCCGCGACGACCGGUCGGGGAGCGUGGGGUACGCGGAUCCGAAUUGCGAGGUGAAGCUGGUGGAUGACGAGGGGAGGGAAGAAGGCGGGGCGGCGGCGGGGGGGAGGGGCGAGGUCUGCGUGAGGGGGCCGAACGUUUGUCUGGGGUAUUGGCGGAAUGAGGGGGCGACGAGGGAGGCGUUUGAUGAGGACGGCUUCUUGCGGACGGGGGAUGUGGCGGUGAGGGAUGAGGGGGGGAGGUAUUGGAUCGUGGACCGGAAGAAGGAGCUGAUCAAGGUUAAGGGAUUUCAGGUUGCACCGGCGGAGAUGGAGGCGGUUCUACUGGAGAAUGAGGCAGUUGCCGACGCGGCGGUUGUCGGAGUACAGACUGACCAUGAAGAACUUCCGCGCGCCUAUGUUGUUCUCAAAGACCAUGUAAAGGGCGGGAAGGUCUCGGAGGAGGAGAUUGCGUCAUGGACUGCCAGGCGUGUCGCGAAGCACAAACAGCUGCUUGGUGGCAUCGUGUUCAUUGAGGAGGUGCCAAAGUCGCCGUCUGGCAAAAUCCAACGUAAGAUAGUGAGAGAGUGGGCGAAGAGAGAUGCUGAGGUUUCGAAAAGAAGCGUUAAGGCGAGACUGUGA